Messenger RNA from Anguilla rostrata (American eel), 1653 nucleotides. Its product is annotated as ankyrin repeat domain-containing protein 42-like. Gene Ontology annotation, molecular function: protein binding. The transcript has 12 exons. The record is from RefSeq and is a predicted model, not a curated record. The coding region runs from base 127 to 1635 and encodes 502 amino acids. Lineage: Eukaryota; Metazoa; Chordata; Actinopteri; Anguilliformes; Anguillidae.
GGUAGAUGUUGGCUGAAAAGUGGUGAUCAACACAGGAUGUUUGCGUAACCACAAACAAACCCCUUGGUAACCGCGGACGGAGGAACAAUGAAUUGCGGAUCUUGAUUUUCACGUUCAAGUUUUGAAAUGCCUGUCGGAACAAAGCCAACAGAAGAAAGUCAGACCAGGACAAUCCAUGACGCUGUGAGGGCAGGAGACGUGAAAGAACUGGCACUAUUGGUGAAAAACGGUGCUGACAUUAACGAUGUGGACAAAAAACACAAAUUCACCCCUCUCCACUGGGCUUCACAUGCCGGCAGCUUGGAGUGCCUGCACUGGCUUCUGUGGCAUGGCGCUGACAACACUUGCAGAACACCUCAGGGCUGGACUGCAGCGCACAUAUCAGCCAUUAGGGGGCAGGAUGCAUGUAUGCAGGCUCUCGCUGUGAAUGGGGCCAACCUCAAUGCACAGGAUAAUAGAGGAUGCACUCCAGCCCACCUUGCAGCUGCCCACGGACACUCCUACACUCUCCAAAUAGUCCUACGUGGUGCAGUGGACUGUUACUGUGCUGAUAGCAACGACUGGAGGCCGGUGCACUACGCUGCAUUCCACGGGAGAGUGGGCUGCCUGCAAACCCUCAGCAAAUGGGGAGCAAAUGUUGACGAGGUGAAUAGCAAUGGCAACACACCAGCUCACUUGUCAGCCAUGGAGGGCCACGUCUUCUGCUUUAAAUUCCUGGUGUCAAAGGGAAUGAGUAUAGCCCAUACAUUGGGAGCCAGAAACAACCAGGGAGAGACCCCAAAAGAUCUGGCCCGGCGGUUCUCCAAGCAACCUGUUCUACAGUACAUCGAACUGAUUGAAAAGCAUAAGGAUCUCCCUCUGGAGCAGGAAACUGUAGCCUUCCCAGCACACAGAGCAGCCUCGCAAGGGGAUCUGGAUGCCUUGCGGAAGCUGGUGGAAUGCGGAAUCGUCAACAUCAACGAGAGAGAUGACAGCGGUUCAACUCCCAUGCAUAAAGCUGCUGGGAAAGGUCAUCUGAACUGCCUGCAGUGGCUUUUGGAGAUGGGUGCAAAUCAGGACAUCAGAGACAAUGCAGGGGAGAACCCAAAGGACACAGCGAGAAGGUUUGCUCAGUUAGCAGCAGUGAAGGUGCUGGGGGGAGGAGGCUUGGAGGGGGACUCAGAUGAAGAGGUGGGGAUAAUGGACCCCUCGUGUUCUGAUAAACAUGGUGUGGAGGGGAGUACAGACGGCUUUGAAGAAGUCGCUCUGAAUGCCACCCAGAGGAAGGAGCAAAGAGUGAGAGCGUAUCAAAAAAUUGAGGACCUUAAACAGUUGUUGGAGAUUGCAAAAAGUAACUACAGGCAGCUUGGAGGUCUGCUAGAAGAGGACAGAAGCCAGUGGAAAGAAGCCAAAGAGGCUCAAAGAACCAUAGAGGAGCUGCAGACACAGCUGGAGUUUGAGAGAGUACGUCGGGAGAAGCUGGAAUUGCAGCUGGAUGAGUGCAGGUCGGAAAUCGGGCAUCUCAAUCAGUGCCUGCAGGACCUCAGCGUCACCACAGAGGAUAAUCCCCAGGCCAUCCAGGUCAGGGAAAAAAAGAAAGUGAAGAAGAACAGAAAGAGUGAUGUUGGUGGGGUGUUUGUGAAAAGAAUCCAAUAAAAUGAAAGACUUGGUGCA